AGUGGUUAUUCAAUGUUCACCUCCGUUUUAUUCGACGAUAUCAACAAGGACGCGUUCGAUGUGUUGAAGGAUGGUUACUGCUUUGACCAGAAGGCUACCUUGAAGUAUUCUCGCUGCGGAUGCAAUAUGUCUCUUGAGGGAAAGAACCUGACCUCUGCCCUGACUGGCAAGAUCUCGGUCGAUUUCAAGCCCCACAAGUACCUGAAUAUAAAGAAGAUGUCUUUGGAGAACGAUGGAAAUGCUGUUUGUGAUGUGGACAUGCCCAACCUGGUUAAGGGCACGACCUUGAUGCUCCGAACGCAGGCGGACGCCAGCACCUACGCAUUGAAGAAGAUGACUUGCGGCAUGAAGUACCUGUCGAACAGCUUCGCGAUGGACUUCAACUACGAUCUUCUUGCGAAGAAGAUGUCGACGAGCGGCGUGUUCGCGCGAAGCAGCAUGAUGGCUGGAGCGAAGCUGACUCGCACCAAGGAGGGAGAGAACAAUAUAGAUCUGGCGGCUGCCUGCAUGUGCCGCAAGGUGGUGCUGUCGGUGGCGUCGUACAGCAACUUCAGUGGUGUGAACAUGGCGCUGUACACGAAGUGCCGCAAGAACGUGAAGCUGGGAGCCACCUGCAAGCUGCCGCUCGACGUGAUGAAGCCGCAGCUGGCGUUCGGAGUGUGGAUCCAGCCCUCGGCGACGAGCGAGUUCCGCACGAAGGUGGAUGCGGAGGGAAGACUGGCGGUGUUCUACAAGACGCAGCUGGCCAAGAACGUGGCCGUCUCCGCGACGGGAUCUACGGACUUCCAUGAUAUGGUCAAGGGAAACCACAAAGUCGGCAUUGCGAUGGAGGUUCGUCUGUAACGGUUUUU
Molecule: messenger RNA, 851 nt
Organism: Blastocystis hominis
Lineage: Eukaryota; Bigyra; Opalinata; Blastocystidae
Exons: 5
Coding region: 13-843 (276 amino acids)
Biological process (GO): monoatomic anion transmembrane transport
Cellular component (GO): mitochondrial outer membrane
Molecular function (GO): voltage-gated monoatomic anion channel activity
Source: RefSeq, a predicted model, not a curated record